GCGCUGCGGCCCCGGCUUCCUGUUUCCGGGAGCCGCGCGGACGCGCCGCCCUGAGCCGAGAGACCGGGCGACGGUGUUUGUAACCGGGGUCGUUUUAACGAAAUAUCGCCUCGCCAUGGAUACGGGCCUGAGCACCGAGAAGAUCGCCUCCUUCAGCAAGCGCCUGAAGGCAGAGCCCCGCUUCCUGCUGGCCCAGAACGUGUCGACCUGCAGUGACCCGCUGGAGGUGUGUCUCCACCGGCAGACCGUGCAGGACACCGUCCACGUCUUCCAGCACAGCAUCCCCACGGAGGGCAAGCCAGUCACCAACCAGAAGAACUCAGGGAGGUGCUGGAUCUUUUCCUGCCUCAAUGUGAUGCGUCUUCCAUUCAUGAAGAAGUUCAACAUCGAAGAGUUCGAGUUCAGUCAGUCCUACCUGUUCUUCUGGGACAAGGUGGAGCGCUGCUACUACUUCCUCAAGGUGUUUGUGGAGACGGCCCAGCGGAACGAGCCGGUGGACGGGCGGCUGGUCCAGUUCCUGCUGUCCAACCCCACCAACGACGGGGGGCAGUGGGACAUGCUGGUCAACCUCAUCGAAAAAUACGGUGUGAUUCCGAAAAAGUGCUUUCCAGAGUCCCACAGCUCCGAGGCUUCCAGAAGAAUGAAUGACAUCCUGAAUCACAAGAUGAGGGAGUACUGCCUCCGGCUGAGAAACAUGGUUGCCAGCGAUUCCACGAAGGAGGAGCUGUCCAAGGCCAUGGACAGCAUGAUUGAGGAGGUGUUCAGAGUGGCCAGUGUGUGUCUGGGAAGCCCCCCGGAGAGCUUCUGCUGGGAAUUCCGGGACAAGGAAAAGGCAUUCCACCGGUUUGGGCCGCUCACCCCUCUGCAGUUCUACAGAGAGCACGUGAAGCCGCUCUAUAACAUCGAGGACAAGAUCUGCCUGGUGCACGACCCCCGACCCCAGAACCCCCACAAGAAGCUGUACACCGUGGAGUUCCUGGGCAACAUGGUGGGGGGCCGUAAGACGCUGUACAACAACCAGCCCAUCGCAGUGCUCAAGAAGGCCGCCGCAGACUCCAUCAAGGAAGGCGAGGCAGUCUGGUUCGGCUGUGACGUGGGGAAGCACUUUCACGGCAAGCUAGGCAUCAACGACAUGAACGUGUUCAACCACGAGCUGGUGUUCGGGAUCUCUGUCAAGAACCUGUCAAAGGCGGAGCGGCUGAUGUUCGGAGAUUCCUUGAUGACCCAUGCCAUGAUUCUGACGGCUGUCACUGACAAGGAGGGCAAGGAGCAGCAAUAUGAGAAGUGGAGGGUGGAGAACUCCUGGGGAGACGACCGAGGGAAUAAAGGGUACCUGAUCAUGACGGACGAGUGGUUCUCGGAGUACGUCUACGAGGUCGUCGUGGACAAGAAGUUCAUUGCCUCCGACGUCCUGGAAGUGAUGAAGCAGGAACCAGUGGUCCUUCCGGCGUGGGAUCCCAUGGGAGCCCUAGCCUAACCAUGGAAACGGAGGGGCAUAAACCCUGCCCCCUCGCCUCUCCCCACCUGGCCCUCUGCUCCCUGCUGUUGCCCCGUUAGACUCCAGACAGCCGGGUCCAGAUGAAUAAAGGAAGAGUUUUUUUUACUGGU
This is a messenger RNA of Lepisosteus oculatus (spotted gar), 1608 nucleotides long. It is a transcript of the gene blmh, whose product is annotated as bleomycin hydrolase. NCBI's taxonomy places the organism in Eukaryota, Metazoa, Chordata, Actinopteri, Semionotiformes, Lepisosteidae. Gene Ontology annotation, molecular function: cysteine-type aminopeptidase activity. Gene Ontology annotation, cellular component: cytoplasm. The record is from RefSeq and is a predicted model, not a curated record. Gene Ontology annotation, biological process: proteolysis; L-homocysteine catabolic process; response to toxic substance.